Caenorhabditis briggsae is the source of this 4800-nucleotide messenger RNA. RefSeq names its product Protein CBR-KLP-4 (gene Cbr-klp-4). The transcript has 20 exons. Gene Ontology annotation, molecular function: microtubule binding; ATP binding; microtubule motor activity. Gene Ontology annotation, biological process: mitotic spindle organization; microtubule-based movement. The record is from RefSeq and is a predicted model, not a curated record. Lineage: Eukaryota; Metazoa; Nematoda; Chromadorea; Rhabditida; Rhabditidae. The coding region runs from base 1 to 4800 and encodes 1599 amino acids.
AUGACAGGGCCUGAUGAAGAAAGCGCUGUUAAAGUCGCGAUUCGCGUACGUCCAUUUAAUAAACGAGAACUUGACCUGCAAACCAAGUCGGUUGUCAAAAUCCAAAAGGAACAAUGUGUGCUGAACCACCCGGUUGAAGAAAAAAAUUCGAAAACUUUCACGUUCGACCACUCUUUCUGUUCCACUGACCCGAAAAGUUAUGAUUUCGCAAGCCAAGAAACUGUUUGCUAUCAUUUGGGAUCUGGAGUAGUCGAGAACGCCUUCUCGGGUUACAAUGCUUGUAUAUUUGCAUACGGUCAGACAGGAUCCGGAAAGUCUUACACAAUGAUGGGAACACCUGACCAGCCGGGAAUUAUUCCACGCGUUUGUAAUGAUAUUUUCACCAGAAUCCAGGAAACUAGCAAUGCGACGCUUUCAUUCAAAGUUGAGGUAUCAUACAUGGAAAUUUAUAACGAAAGAGUUCGUGACUUGCUCGACCCUAAAAAAUCAAGCAAAGCACUGAAAGUGCGGGAACAUAAAAUACUCGGACCGAUGGUUGAUGGAUUGUCCAUUCUUGCAGUCAACUCUUUUGAGCAAAUCUCAAAUCUCCUAGAAGAGGGAAACAAGUCGAGAACAGUUGCAGCUACGAAUAUGAACGCCGAAAGUUCUAGAUCACAUGCGGUGUUCAGUUUGAUUGUAACACAAACUUUGCACGAUCUGGAUAACGGGUUCAGUGGAGAGAAGGUGGCCAAAAUCUCAUUGGUCGAUUUGGCAGGAAGUGAGAGAGCUGGAAAAACUGGAGCUGUUGGAAAGCGUCUUGAAGAAGGAGGAAAUAUCAAUAAAUCACUCACAACUCUGGGCAUGGUGAUAUCCGCGUUGGCAGAGAGAAAUUCUAAAAAAGACAAGUUCAUUCCAUACCGAGACUCUGUGUUGACCUGGCUGCUCAAAGAUUCACUUGGAGGAAACUCGAGAACAGUUAUGAUUGCAACAUUGUCACCUGCAGCUGACAAUUAUGAGGAGACACUAUCAACACUGAGAUAUGCGGAUCGCGCCAAGAAGAUUGUCAAUCACGCAAUCAUCAACGAGGAUCCGAAUGCCAGAGUUAUUCGGGAGUUACGAGAGGAGGUGGAGACACUUCGCAUGCAAAUCACACAAACGAAGAAAGAACAUGCGGAAACUGAAGAGCUCCGCGAGAGACUUGCUGAGAGUGAACGGCUUGUGGCACAGAUGAACAAAUCUUGGGAGGAGCGUCUUAAGGAAACUGACACUUUGAAUAAAGAACGACAGAAGGAUUUGGCGGAAAUUGGAAUUUCAAUUGAGUCCAGUGGAAUCAAGGUUGAGAAGGAUCGGUUUUAUCUGGUUAACAUGAAUGCCGAUCCAUCGUUGAACGAGUUGUUGGUCUAUUAUAUUAAUGGAUCAGCAAUUAUCGGAAACUCCGAGGAGUUGGAGACAAGCAGAGAUUCAGGAUUGUCAAUGUCAUCAAAUGAUUCAGGAAAGAAGGAAGACGAAAAAGAACGCACCAGCAUUGUCCUUCGGGGUCUUGGAAUAAUGAGGCGACACGCCAAGUUGACCGUAGACGAGUACGGUGGCCGAAUGCGUCUGUUCGUUGCCCCAAUGUCAUCUGAAUGUCGGAUCUGUGUUAAUGGAAAACAGAUCACUGAUCGGACACUUCUUCGCAAUGGAAAUCGUUUGCUGGUUGGAAUGAAUCACUUCUUCAAAGUGAACUGUCCGAAAGUGAUGGACAUGGAACAAUCUAUUAUGGAGGACAGCACCAUGUUUGAUUACAACGAUGCCUGGCAUGAGGUCAACGACGCGAACCCAAUCAGUUCUGCAGUCGAUCAGUACAUGGAGAGUGUUACAUUGAAACAUCAGGAAGACAAGAAAGCAGCGCUUGAGCAGCAAUACGAGGCAUUCGAGAAAUACAUUCAGUCGCUGACGGCUGGCGGUUUCACACCCUCCACACCGAUGACACCAGGAUUCGGUUUACCGACACCGAUUACCACGCCGACUGGAUUACCACCAUUCCCAUUCCCAACGAACCCGAAACAGUCUGUAAAGAGCAAGUUUUUCUAUUGGGCGCAGAGAAAAGAAGAGAUGUUUGCUGAAUCGUUGAAACGACUCAAGGCAGAUGUGAUCCAUGCUAAUGCCCUCGUUCGUGAAGCGAAUAUGAUUUCCAAGGAGUUGAACAAAAAGCCCAAACGCCAGACAGCAUAUGAUGUUACUCUUCAAAUUCCGGCUUCCAACUUAAGACCAAUCAAAAUCAAAGCUGGACAAUUUGUAUGUGAACCUGUAAUCGUUGUUCGUCGAGAGGGAAUGAGUGGCAGCCAAUUCUGGACUGUAUCCCAGUUGGAAAGCAGAUUGGUUGACAUGCGAGACACUUACAAUGACAUGCUUAAUGGCUAUUCAAGGUUUGUAGUCUCUCGGAUAGCGAUAGUACAAAAGUUUCUUCUUUUCAGAGCAUCUGAGUCAUUGAACGGAACACCCAAUGCAUCUCCAAUGAAGACCGCUGGAAUCCCAUUGAACGAGUGCUCCUCUCUAGUUAUUGACCCAUUUUUUGAAAGCCAAGAACACCAUAAUUUGGUGGGAGUUGCCAAUGUUUUCUUGGAAGUCUUGUUCCAUGAUCUCCGUCUUGAUUACCAGGUAUUAGAUCCAUCCUCAUGGACACCUGUCCCAAUAAUUUCUCAACAAGGAGAAGUCGCUGGACGUCUACAUGUACAAAUCUUCCGCGUUGUGACACAAGAAGAGAUUGACAAUCAUGCCAACACUGGACCGGAUUCACUACUUGGCAAAACUAUCACUUGUCGCGUACGAAUCAAGCGCGCAUCGGGCCUUCCGGAAAAACUCUCCAACUUUGUUUUCUGCCAGUAUUCGUUUUUCAACAUCUCCGAACUGCUUGUUGUUGCGCCAGCUAACGAGGCAGCAAACCAUUUGUCGUGUCCGACAACUGUCAUCUUUGAGCAUCAACGAGUAAGUAGAAUAGUACAAAAUGACUCAAAUGUUUACUUUUUCGUUCAGGAUUUCAACGUGACGGUCACUGAAGAGUUCAUGGAGUACGUGAGAGAUGACGCUCUUUCCAUUGAAGUCUGGGGACAUCGAAUCUGUGGACAUCCUGAAGAACGUGUUUUGGAUACUGAUGAGAAAUGCAAAUCGCUCCAGAAUCGAUGGAUGGAAGUGACCCGACGACUUGAGAUGUGGGCUGAAGUUCGGGAAUUGAAUGAAAAUGGAGAAUGGACGAGUGUAGAAGUCAGACAUGCUGAGGAUGUAGCCACUGGUGGUAUCUAUCAGUUGAAACAAGGACAGCAACGACGUUUGGUGGUUGGAAUGAACGUUGCGGCACCAGAUGGACUUCCAAUUAGCAUCGAUAGCAUCACAUCUGUUAGCAUUGGAGCUAUAAUGGCUGUCAAACCAAACCAUUCCAAAUCAAUUGACAGCUACCAGGAAGAGGACCUAGAUAAGAUCAGGAAACAAUGGUCACACGCGCUGAAGUAUCGGCAGUUCUAUCUUCAACAUCAGUUAGAUACAUUGAGUGCUAAAUCUGGAAAGUCUGAAGCUGAACUAGACAGGGAGCAUUCGUUAAUGGGACAGUGGGUGGCACUGACCGAGGAGAGAACCGCCGUCGAGUGUCCAGCACCGAAUUCAUGUAUUCCAGGAGCCCCGUGUGACUGGAUCGCGCCAGAAGGCGUCGAGCGACAUAUCCCAGUGCUAUUCCUAGAUCUCAAUUCUGAUGAUAUGACUGGUGAGAUGACCAGUGAUGAAAAUGCUCCACGAGUUGCUGGAUUACAUUCUAUGCUUCCUUUGGAACCGGAAGGCAAUCUUCUGUUACUUCCCAUUCACAAAUACGACGACAAAGAUCACAUUGCAACAUGUUCCUGGGACUCUUCAGUGCAUGAUUCCCCAGCUCUGAACGUUCCAACGAACAGCAAUGACCGGAUCUACGCGAUUGUAAAAGUUAUGGUCCGUCUGUCCCACCCUUGCCCAAUGCACAUUGUGUUAAGAAAAAGGAUCUGUCUUCAAAUCUACAAAAAGCCAAGUCUCACUGAGAAGUUCUUCAAAAAGAUGCUAGGAACGGAAACCAUCCAUCGAACGUCUUUGUACUAUGAUGUGGUUGCCCAUAUUCCGAAAUCCUCUCAAGAUAUGGAAGAUCGAUCUUCAUUGGCCAUGAUGGCUGCCAAGGACACAUCCCAUGAAGAACACGAUGGUGGAUCUUCCCGAAGCUCCUCGUCCUCAACAGAAUCUCAAUACCAGCAACAAACCCUAAACUACAUUGAGGCAUACACUAAAAGUAUUCAAGCGGUGGAAUCAAUGCUCAAGCUCGACCGGUUGCGGCAAGAAGUAGCUAUAACUAAUAUGCUCUCAAAAAAGGAGCGACUACAGCGCAUUCAGAACUUUGGACUUCCGAUGCACUCAUUGAGAAUGAAUAGAGCUGUCAGUUUGCCAAAUGCUAUUUCAUCAGCUGGACAGAUAAAUGGACUCGACAAACGAUCUGACACCCCGAUGAGCAUCUCAUCUUCCAACUCGAUGGUGACAAGCAUUAUCAGUCCAUACAACGACAAAUUGACGGGCAUUAUUGAAGAGACGAACACUCUUAAAAUCGAGACUGUCCCAACUAGGUCCUCCACUGUCCCGGAAACUAUGUGCUUUGCUGCGGGCAAAAGAAUGUCUCCAACUGAAGACGUGAAAAACGGAAAUGAGGAGAGCAGUCCUAAUUCUGCAACCGACACGUCAAUCGAAGUUAAGCUCUGCCUUCCACUGGACAACAACAAUCAGUUUGCUUCCAAGAAAUUGCAAAAUGGCGAUCUAUUGGAUCUCAAAAUCAACUGA